This is a messenger RNA of Rhizophagus irregularis DAOM 181602=DAOM 197198, 524 nucleotides long. RefSeq lists its product as uncharacterized. Lineage: Eukaryota; Fungi; Glomeromycota; Glomeromycetes; Glomerales; Glomeraceae. The record is from RefSeq and is a predicted model, not a curated record.
CAAUAGAAAAUAUUUUAAACCCAAAUUUUUCCUAUAGUCAUGUUAUUCAACUCUUAUUAUGAUUCUUCAUAUAGUGGUUCAGACUUACUUGAUGGUUAUCAAUACGAAUCUCCUGACCUACCGAUAUUUGAAUUUUAUGGUUCUCCAUAUGAUUCUUCUAAUCUAUUUUUUGAAGAUCAUGAUAUACUUAAUGAAACCCAAAUAGGAAAUGUAAGAAAAAUAGAUGUUUCAGUAAAUGAGGAUAUAAAUAGGUAUAAUUUUUCAGAAGAUGAAAAAAUAAAUAGCCGUCGGUAUGAUGUUUCAGAUGAUGAAGAUAGAAAUUUUAAUCAUCAAGAAUGGGAAUAUGAUGAUAGCGAGUAUGAGGAAGAAGAAAAUAUAUUAGAAUUAAAUCAAGGGAUGGAAUUUGAAAUAUGGGAACUUGCUGAAUCAUACCUUAAUGAAUAUGCAAAGCAACAGGGAUUUUCUUUUCGUAAAAAAAAACAUAUACUGGAUCCAACUGACAGUACAAUAACAAAACGUAGAAC